Colletotrichum tamarilloi is the source of this 2385-nucleotide messenger RNA. RefSeq lists its product as uncharacterized. The record is from RefSeq and is a predicted model, not a curated record. The transcript is spliced from 4 exons. The coding region runs from base 1 to 2385 and encodes 794 amino acids. Lineage: Eukaryota; Fungi; Ascomycota; Sordariomycetes; Glomerellales; Glomerellaceae.
AUGUUUGGCCAAAGAUACAGCCAUUUCUCAGAAAGUGGGCUAGACUCUGGCCCCGAAGAAGCACCUCGUGGACGACUCUCAAGGCCAGUGUCCGCAGAAGCUGUCCCACAAUUCAUCUCGAGAAACAGGCAAAGCUCAACUGACCUUGACCAAGGGCAUGGAACCCUCUUGUCGAGCGACGACUUUGGUAGCGCUAUGCGCCCAGCAAUGGCUAGAAGAGAACAGUUCCAACCCAGACGCUCGCUUAACAACAUUGAGGGGAAUCCCCUGAUUACGGGCCUUCCAGACAAUCAGCCUUCCACAGCGAGGUUAAAAUCUGGCACGCCUGCUAUGAACGUAUCAAUCAACAGAAAGCCAGUAGCUACAUCUACGUUCGACACCAUCGAUAGCCAAGGUUAUCAAAGUUUGAAACGGGGCUAUUCAAGUGAUGAGCCGCCUAGGAAAUCAGAGUGUGAACCAUUUACGGCCAAGCCGCUUUGGCGAAUAUGGGCCUGGGAGGUGUUCUACAUAUUUCUCAGCAUAUCCUCCUUCUUUUUGAUCGUUGCGGUCCUCUGCAGCUAUGACCAACAACCUUUGCCAGACUGGCCGCUGCAUAUCACGCUCAACACCUUCCUCGCCUUCUUUACUACACUGGCAAAAGCAGCCUUCAUGCUUCCUGUAUCUGUCGCAAUAAGCCAGACGCAAUGGUCGUGGUUCCUCAAAGACCGACCUCUUCAUGACCUGCAAUUGUUCGACCAGGCGAGCAGAGGGCCAUGGGGCUCCGUAAUGCUGUUGAAACGUAUCAGAUACAAACACUACGUUUCUCUUGGUGCCCUUUUGAUGAUCGUUAGCGCCCUAACUUCACCGGUAACGCAACUCGCCAUCAAAUAUCCUGUCCGAGACUCUGUGGCCCUGCACGAGGAAGCCAAAGCUGCGGCUGUACGCAACAUGACGUCGGACGAAGACCGCAUGAACUUAGGGGCACGCCGAGCUUUAGUGCUAGCCACUUUGUCUGACAGCACCGAUUUCAUGGAGCCUAUCGCACCCGCAGGCGCGUUCUGCUCUACAGGCAAUUGCACCUUUGAUCGGUAUCAGUCUCUGGGCAUUUGCAUGAAGACGGCGAACAUCACCGAACACUUGAAAGUGGAGGAGUUCGAUUCCCCAGACAUGAUCGACACCCUUGUCUUGGGUUUCCCAAAGCCUGAUGCAAAGGUGUGGCGAGCAUCUCUCCCUAGUGGCUUGGAAAUGGCUCAUCAAACACCAUUGGCGGCCAUGACUGACAUGCUCAACGGGAGUGAGACCUUUGCAUUCCAAGACGAUGAAGAUCUCAAGCAAACUAGGAUAUCUUCUUUUACCGUCAUCUACACCAACCCGACCGAGCUGAACGAGACGUGGUAUAACGGGCUCUCUGAAAUCGCCGGAGCGCCGUUUGCGUCCGACCUCAUCGGCGCAAUUUACAAUUUUCGACAUGAAGCAAUGGAGGUCAUGUAUCAUCUGUGCGUUCAAACGUUCGAGACAAGGGUUUCUAUGGGUAUCGAAAGAACUACUCUUGUCGAGACGUCUGCUGUACCUGUUGAACAAGAGAAACCCUUCUUUCUGGACAUGCGGUGCCGGCCACUCCUUGGAGAAGCAUCGCGUACGUGCAACCAGAGCAUCGACCGUUGGCACGAAACAUUGCAUCUCAAGGAUCCGAGGUUUUUGACAAAGCUUGACGCUGACUCGACUCUCGAGGAGGAACAUUACAGUGCAAGCUAUUUCUCUUUAGAGAAGAUAUCCACCAUUCUAAAGACCGAUAUCAUGGGCUAUGCGAGUGCUAGCUACGUCACCGAAGAGUAUCAGGAUACAGCCGUUUUCUUCCGUGGACAAGAGUUUCUCAAGACUCUUUUUCAAACUGUCAUAUAUGACUUGAAGAACAUCGCCAACUCUACUCUUCGACAAAUCGCCUUGAACAAUAUACACACAAAUGUUGCGACCAGUGUAUCAACAAUCAUGCGAGUCAAUCAACCGCAGAGUUACGCCUUCAAUUCUUUCAACAUUUCUGGCAAAGCACUAACGCAGGUCUCAUACGUUCACAUCACUUGGGGAUGGAUAUCUAUGCUUGCAGUCGAGAUCGUGAUGGCUCUGCUAUUUCUUGCCCUUACAAUCGUGAGCCAAAUGAAACUGAAUGGUCGACAGGCAUCGAGCAGAGAAGAACGUAGUGCAUUCCGGGAAGCCAAAAACUCGUCUUUGGCCAUGCUAGUCGCCCUGGACGAAGACUCUCGUGCUAGAGCAGGCGGUGGACUCCGGCCUUUGGAUGAACUUCAAAGCGCUUCCAAGGCUCUAAAGGUUCGAUUUGAGGGUCGCCAAAUGGUCACGGCUGAUGAGACGACUAUCGAAACCUCGGAAGUCGGUGAUCGUGUCAUUUAG